Molecule: messenger RNA, 1746 nt
Organism: Arachis ipaensis
Lineage: Eukaryota; Viridiplantae; Streptophyta; Magnoliopsida; Fabales; Fabaceae
Product: DNAJ heat shock family protein
Cellular component (GO): cytosol
Molecular function (GO): protein-folding chaperone binding
Source: RefSeq, a predicted model, not a curated record
AGAAGAGCGAAUGGGCAUGGAUUACUACAACAUUUUGAAAGUGAACCGAAACGCGAGUGACGAGGACCUGAAGAAAGCGUACAAGAGACUCGCAAUGAUCUGGCACCCCGACAAGAACCCCCUCAACAAGUCCGAAGCUGAGGCCAAAUUCAAACGUAUCUCCGAAGCAUACGAUGUUCUCAGCGACCCUCAGAAGCGUCAGAUCUACGAUCUCUACGGCGAGGAGGCUCUCAAGUCCGGUCAGUUCCCCCCGCCUCCGCCGUCGUCGUCGUCGUCAUCAUCUUCCUACUAUUCUUCUUCCUCUUCUUCGCGCCCUUAUCAGAACGGCAGCGCACACCAACACCACCAGCGCCAGAACCCUGGCACGUCGUCGUCAUCCUUUCGGUUUAAUCCCCGCGAUGCUGACGACAUUUACGCCGAGAUCUUCGGCAGCGAAGGGGGUGACGUGGGCAGCAGUGGGGCGAGGGGAGGUGGUGGCGCGCGGAGGGAUGCGUUCUUUAAGACGUCGAAUGGGUUCGCCGGGGCGCCGAGGAAGGCUGCUGCUGUCGAGAACGUGCUGCCGUGUAGCUUGGAGGAACUAUACAAGGGAAUCAAGAAGAAGAUGAAGAUCUCCAGAACAGUCUGUGAUACUUUUGGAAAGUUCCGGAAUGUGGAGGAGAUUUUGACAAUUGAGAUAAAACCUGGAUGGAAAAAAGGAACAAAGGUUACUUUCCCGGAGAAGGGUAACCAGGAGCCAAGUGUCAUCCCAGCCGAUCUUGUUUUCGUGAUAGAUGAGAAACCACACAUUCUAUAUAGAAGGGAUGGUAAUGACUUGGUGAUACACCAGGAGAUAUCACUUUUGGAGGCUCUUACAGGUAAAACUUUGGACUUGACAACUUUGGAUGGAAGGAGUCUAAUGAUCCCACUCACAGAUAUUAUUAAACCUGGUGCUGAGGUUGUUGUCCCUAAUGAAGGAAUGCCCAUAUCGAAAGAACCUGGGAAGAAGGGGAAUUUGAGAAUUAAGCUUGAUGUCAAGUAUCCUUCAAGGCUAACUCCAGAGCAGAAAUCUGAUCUCAGGAGAGUAUUGGGUGGAGUCUCAUAGUCUUAGUAUAUCUUAGUGAUGUGGAGUGUGGUGUUUAGCGACAUGUAAAUAUAUUUAUGUUAGGCCUGAUUGGUUUCUGCUUGCAUUGAAUGUUUUCCUUUUCAGUGUGCUCUAUUUUCAAAAUUUUGUGAAAGAAAAACUAGAAAUAGUGAAAACAACUAAAUCUUGUUGUCACUGUUUCUAAAAUCUUGAAAAUAUAAAAUAUUGAAAAUGGAAAGAAAUUGACUAGGCAUGUUUGGGUGCUAUAUGGUGGAUGUGAAUAACAAGAAAUGGAAUACUCUACAGGGGUAAAAUAGGAGUAUUAAGGGGCUGGGUAUAGGGUGGGUUCAUACUUUAACUUUUGGAUUUUUUGCUGGGUAGGAAACAUAAUGUCUCGUGGAAAUGAGUGGCUUGCUAGGUAGGAUAAAUUCUAUUGGGUUUUGACUUUAACAAAAUCAACUUGUUUUGCUUUUUGAUUAAACUCAUGUCAAGAUUAUAGAAUCAUAGGAUCACUUUUUACUUUUUAGUCAUGUAUCGAAAGCUGUAUAUAUUGUUGAUUCUUGAGCCACCCCCUCCCCUCCCCUCCCCUCGUUUUUAUGUUUUAUUUAUUUUUUGGGGCAGGGGGUGACUCAUUAUCAGUUGAAUUUAUUUAUUUCUGUUUAUUGCUACGUUUUCAGUUUUAUCAU